Closterium sp. NIES-65 is the source of this 795-nucleotide messenger RNA. Lineage: Eukaryota; Viridiplantae; Streptophyta; Zygnematophyceae; Desmidiales; Closteriaceae. The record is from the annotation of a GenBank genome assembly.
AUGCAACGGAAAAGUUACGAGGCAGUAACUUUUCAGUUGCUUUUCGCCCUUCCCUUUUCCGCAAUGGCGCAGGUGUGGGACGGCAUGCUGUCCCACCUGGAUCUGCGGCGCUCGUUCCGCGUGGUGCUGUGGGACUUGAUGGGCGCCUUCAGCACGCCCUCCACGUCGUACGACUUCCAGCGCUACGCCUCGCUCUGCCUGCAUGCCAACGACUUACUUAAAGUGCUUGAUGCACUGGGGGAGGCAGGGGGUGAGGGGCAAGGCGAGGGGCAGGGCAAAGUGGGGCCGGUUAAGGGGUGGCAGGGCGUUGAGGUGGAGAAUGUGGUGUGUGUGGGGCACAGCGUGAGCGGCAUGGUGGCGCUGCUCGCCAGUCUCAAGUGCCCUAGCGCCCCGCGCGUCGCGCUCUACUGCUCUGCGCGUCGCGCCCUGCUGCAGCCCGCACGUCACGCCCUGCUGCCCUGCGCGUCGCGUCCUACUGCAGCCCGCGUGUCGCACUCUACUGCUCCGCGCGUCGUGCUGUGCUGCAGCUCGCACGUCGCGCCAUGCUGCCCUGCGCGUCGCGCCCUACGGCAGCCAGCGCGUCGCGUUGUGCUGCCCCGCGCGUCGCGCCUUACUGCAGCCCGCACGUCGCACCCUGCUGCCCUACACAGCGCGUGCCUUGCUGCCGACAACACCCAGGUCGAGCCGCGCCGCCCAGCCCGAGCGGCUCUGCCCAACCCGAUCUGCCCAGGUGCUCGUGCUAGUGCUGCUGCUGGUGGAGGUGCUGCUAGGAGUGCUGGAGGUGCUGCAGCCUAG